AGGGGAGAGGAGGAGAGAAGAGAGAGAGAGAGAGAGAGAGAGGAGAGAGGAAGGAGAGAGAGAGAGGAGAGAGAGGGAGAGAGGAGUAGGGGUGUACGAAGAGAGAGAGAGAGAGAGAGAGAGAGAGAGAGCAUCAAGUCACCCGGAUAGGCUCCACCAGCCACAGACUGUUAGGCACAAGUGUCACAAGGAGACUCUAUUCCUCUAAAAUAAUGGAUGGGACAAAGCCGGCCAUGGAGUCCAACGCGGAGGAGACUCAGGACGAGGGACAAGAGAGCAAAGGAUGUUUCGAGUGCUGCAUCAAGUGUCUGGGCGGGGUGCCCUACGCCUCCCUAGUGGCCACCAUCCUCUGCUUCUCGGGCGUGGCUCUGUUCUGCGGCUGUGGCCACGUGGCUCUGACCGGCACCCUGACCAUGCUGGAGAACCACUUCUCCAGGGUCACCACGGACCACGCCACCCUCGCGUUGGUGAUCCAGAUCUUUCAGUACAUCAUCUACGGCAUCGCCUCCUUCUUCUUCGUCUACGCCAUCGUCCUGCUGGCUGAGGGCUUUUACACCACCAGCGCCGUGAAGAAGGAGCUGCAGAGCGACUUCAAGACCACCGUCUGUGGACGCUGCAUCACUGCCUUUUUCAUGUUCCUGACCUACAUCCUCGCUCUGGCCUUCCUCGCCAUCUUCGGCUUCACGGCGAUACCCGUUUUCCUCUUUUUUAAUAUGUGGAAUACCUGCGCUGCCAUGAAGGCUCCUGACGCCAACAUCACCUCACCUGACUCCAUCUGUGUGGACGUGAGGCAGUACGGUAUCAUUCCCUGGAACGCCACCCCUGGAAAAGCUUGUGGAGCCACACUGGGAGACAUCUGUAACACCAGCGAGUUCUACCUGUCCUACCACCUCUACAUUGUUGCGUUCGCCGGGGCCGGUGCCACCGUCAUCGCGUUGAUCCAUUACCUGAUGAUUCUGGGAGCCAACUGGGCCUACCUGAGGAGCGCCGUCUCCACGCACGAGUACCAGGACAUCAAGACCAAGGACGACCAGGAUGUGGAGGCCGAGGCGCGCUCCAAGGAGGGCCAGAACUCCUCCUACUCAUAAGGACAAGUGAUCCUCUUCCGCCGCCAACCAUCUCCUCUCCACCCCCGACCCUGUAACACCCAGCGCCCACCCAUCCCUCCGUCCGUUAAAACAAACCACCUCGAUCAUGUUUGAUAGCCCCCCAACCUCCUGAUUCUCCAUCCUCUUCCUGUCCGUGACGUUUAUUAAGAGUCGUGAGCUCCCACCGGGAGGGAAGAGAAUAGAGGAUCAGGAGGAGCGGCAGGCCCGGAUGGAGGCAGAUGCUUCAGAACGGGAGAGCUCGCCCGCCGGGUUCGAGCUCAGGUAGGCUACGUUACAUCAGUUCAGAAGCGUCUCCUCCCCCCUGCUUGUGGGCGGCAGCUCGUGAACGUGGCCCGGCUGUGAUGGCCUCGCGCCCUGAGCCACCACAGCCUCUCAACACAGUUCCUAACAGCCUAAAAAAAACAUUGCUCACUGUCUGCUUCAGCCACAGGGAAGCCAGGCAGCGACCAACUUCCUCUGUUUUUUGGUGUUUUAUAUGCAUAUAUAUAAAUAUAUAUGAAUAUGAAUAUAUUGUGCGAAUGUGUACGAAUGUUGGUGUUUUUUUUAAUACUCUCUGAACAGUAUGCCAGGUACUAUUACGAUCUUUCUUCUUCUUUAUGUUUUUUGCGCUCAUUAGGUUUUUUCUCCUUUACUUUCUUCUCCAUUUUAGACUUUUUAUUGCUAAUGCUCGAUACGUUGUUGCACUAUUACGAAACAAAAAAGAAAAUAAGGGGGAAUGAGAAUCCCGUAAAAACACACAAAGCAUCCCAGCCCCCCUCUUUCAUAGAAACACCUGAAAGAGUCGAAUUAUAAGGUAUCUCAAGGAUUGUUUUGCAUUUACAUGAGCAUCGCUUAUUUAGCUGCCAAGGUAUUUAAGACCAGAGGUGUAGCAAAGUUUUACUGAAGGAAUAGUUUCGGGGAAAACGCUUAUUUCUUGACAAGGGUUAGAUGAGAAGAUUGAGGCUAGCUAACAGCCGGCUAGCUCAAGCUAGCAUAGAGACUGUAGCCUUGCUCCGUUCAGAGGCAACUAAAUCUGCCUCCCAGCACUUCUAAAGCUCACAAAUUAACAUGGUCUAUCUCAGGGUUGUGUUCAUUCUCACAAAAAAAGUGUUAAAACAACAAGUUGUGGUUUUACGACGCCAGACUAAUCCCUCUUUGGCUGGUGCAGCGACUUCGUAGAGGCUCCAUAACCACCACGUAAAACCACAACUUGUCGUUUUUACACUUUGGUUUUUGUGUGAAUUAAACAAACAAGAUACACCGUGUUAAUUAAUGAGCUUGGUAAGCUGAUUGUGUUUCUCUCACGACAAAGCCAGAGCUGUUUCUAGCUGUUUAAGCUAAACGACUGGAAGCUAACCCGGCUGCUAGCGUUAGCUUGAUACUUACCAUACGAACCUGAAAGUUCCUAUCUAACUCUCGGCAACAAAGCAAAUAAGCGUUUUCAGACCUUCACGGGUUUGCUACACUCACUAGCGGCAGCUGAAAUCACAGAUAAAUCCAUCUGGGUCUUUUAACACAAAAAAAGACACACACCUCAGGUAUCAUACCAAAUCGAUUUUGGCCAGUCGUGUUCUUUUCCAAAGCUUCACCAUUUAAAACCUAACCCUAACCCGAUUGGUACGCUCUCCUGUGUGAAUUAUACAGGGAAAAACUGGUCAUUCAUUUUCUAAAAUUCCUCCUUUUGUGAAUGAAGUUCACCUGUAAAUAGCCGGACCACCCUAAAAGAGCUCGAUUUACACCUCUCUGGAAACAGGGAGAACACAAUCAGCGUUUUGCCAUGCUCUUUUAUUAAUGUUUUCCACACAUAUAUGUAAAUGUACCCUUUGAGAUCCGUGUUUAGCACUCAAAUACUAGUUCUGCAUUUGAUAUAAUAAUAAUUGUAAUUUAACAUCUUAAAUGAUAUGUCGUGAGAGGGAUACAGUGCAGUUAUGAUAUGAUGGAUUGAGGUGCUCGUGACGUAUACAUUUUAAAAUGUGAAGAAAAAAAAUAUGGAAAUUGAUUUUUUUUAAAUGUUUUAUCAGUUUAAGGCAGCUGAGUUCUACUUGUGAUUCAGUAAUAAUGAUUUUAUGGAACUUGUUUGUGCUUAUUUAUUUUUUUUCCCCCUUCCCCUGAUGGCCAGCCAAAUGAGUGACUCAUCAACAUGUGAGUUGAUUCAAAAAACAAAGUCACUCGUUCUUUUCUUUUUCUUUUUUAACGUCAUGCCUCUCAGAUGAGCCACAAAGACUGUUUUGGAUGUUUACACUGAAUUAGAACAAGUCAGGAAUUUUCAUACAUUCAUUUUAUAAAUCGGAAAAUGUUUAACUAAUCAUAAACUAUAUUCUACAUCAGUCAUCACUGGUUAGUUUAUCCUAUAAAAAAAAAAAAAAACACUGAAGAAGACAAAUAAUUGAACUUUGAUGAGAUGAAGCAUGUCAGUAUUGUCCAUGUGUGCAGCUGUCUAUUCUGUAUAAAAAAGGACUAUAUUGCCAUGUGUGUUAUGUUUGAUAAAUAUACGUGCUUUGCCACCAGGUUGAUGUAAAGGCAAACUUCAAUUUCCUAUAAGACGAUGCGUGUCAGGGUGUUGUUGUUUCCUCGUUAUUUGCAUGAAGGAGACAUGACUGUGUCUUCGCAGUUUUUCAGGUGAUGUGUAUUCAAUUGUACUGACAACUAUGGUAGGCGGUGUUUGCCCCCCCUUUUCCACAACUCCCCCUACUUCCACCCACUCUUUUCUAAAGAAAACUCCAUUGUACUUUGAUGGCAUUGUAGUCCCCGUAGGUGUUUCAUUAUGGUUUUAUUUUUUAAGUUGGAAAUAGUUCUAUGGCUCCUAUAUAGUGAUGAUUUUUGUAACCUUCUCUAGUAAAACCGAUAUUUUUUAUUAUCGUGA
Etheostoma spectabile (orangethroat darter) is the source of this 3951-nucleotide messenger RNA. RefSeq names its product neuronal membrane glycoprotein M6-b. The record is from RefSeq and is a predicted model, not a curated record. Gene Ontology annotation, molecular function: structural constituent of myelin sheath. NCBI's taxonomy places the organism in Eukaryota, Metazoa, Chordata, Actinopteri, Perciformes, Percidae. Gene Ontology annotation, biological process: central nervous system myelination; axon development. The transcript is spliced from 7 exons. Bases 213 to 1088 code for a protein of 291 amino acids. Gene Ontology annotation, cellular component: myelin sheath; plasma membrane.